This is a messenger RNA of Asparagus officinalis (garden asparagus), 1638 nucleotides long. RefSeq lists its product as uncharacterized. Bases 1 to 1638 code for a protein of 545 amino acids. Lineage: Eukaryota; Viridiplantae; Streptophyta; Magnoliopsida; Asparagales; Asparagaceae. The record is from RefSeq and is a predicted model, not a curated record. The transcript is spliced from 6 exons.
AUGAGGAGCGACCAUAAGGUUGUGGUCGAUGAGAGUGAGAAGCCAGUGACAAGUGAGAAAGAGCACAGUAGUGAGAAAGUUGAGAGAUAUGUUGCCCCUACAUCUUAUAAGCCUCCACUACCCUUCCCUCAAAGGAUUAAUACAAUUGAUAUGGUGGUUAGAGAUGACUUUACUAGAUGCAUCUCAAGUGAUCUACUUGAGAAAUGCUUAGUUGUGUCCGUGGACACAGUCGUGUCAAAAAGCAGCAGAAACAGCCCAGAACAAGUUUGUGAAGGGAAAACUGCACCUAAGGUAGAACUAAAACCACUCCCCUCCUCGCUCAAGUAUGAAUUCUUGGACGCCAAUGGUGAGUACCCUGUAAUUGUUAAUGCUGAUUUAAGUCACCAGGAAGUUGAGAAAUUGCUUAAGGUUCUAAGGUUGCAUAAGGAUGCGAUAGGUUAUUUCAUAGAUGAUAUUAAGAGCAUUAAUCCAUCCAUUUGCAUGCAUCGAAUUUUUCUAGAAGAAGGGUACAAAACUUCCAUUGAACAUCAAAGAAGGCUAAACCCGAACAUGAAAGAGGUCGUUAGGAAAGAGGUGUUAAAAGUACUUGAUGCGGGGAUCAUCUAUCCUAUCUCAUAUAGCGAAUGGGUGAGCCCAGUUCAAGUAGUACCUAAGAAGGGAGGUAUGACCAUUGACAAAAAAGAAAAAAAUGAGCUAAUCCCCACUAGAACGGUCACCGGUUGGCACAUAUGCAUUGAUUAUCAAAAACUUAAUAAAGCUACCAGAAAAGAUCAUUUUCCCCUCCCUUUUAUCGAUCAAAUGUUAGAGAGGCUGGCUAGGCAUUCUUAUUUCUGUUAUCUAGAUGGGUAUUCAGGAUUCUUUCAAAUCCCGAUUCAUCCUAGCGAUCAAGAGAAGACAAUAUUUACAUGUCCAUAUGGCACUUUUGCUUAUAGGAGAAUGUCAUUUGGCCUAUGUAACACCCCUGUCACUUUUCAAAGAUGCAUGAUGGUCAUAUUUUUUAAUUUUAUUGAGAACAUUAUGGAGGUCUUCAUGGAUGAUUUUUUAGUCUAUGGCAUUUCUUUUGAUUACUGUUUGCAUAACCUUGCUAAGAUCUUAAAAAGAUGUAAAGAAAUGAACCUUGUGUUAAAUUGGGAGAAGUGCCAUUUUAUGUGGAUACCACUAACUAAUGUAAAAGGAGUUAGGAGCUUUCCGGGCCAUGUCGGGUUAAAGGAAGCUUUGACAACUACCCCAGUUAUGAGACCACUUGAUUGGAGCAUUCCAUUCGAGAUUAUGUGCGACGCAAGUGACUAUGCUAUCGAGGAUGUUCUUGGGCAAAGGAAAGAAGGGAAAAUAUACACCAUAUAUUAUGCCAGUAGAACAAUGGAUGAAGAGUUUGAUCUCGAGAUAAAAGACAAGAAAGGCACCGACAAUGUGGUAGCCGAUCAUCUCUCUAGGCUCAGGCAAGAAAUGGAUCAAGUAGAAGGUGAAAAGGAGCCAUUUGAUGAUUCAUUCCCAGAUGACAACCUGUUUGCUGUUACAAGUCUUCAAGCCCCUUGGUUCGCUGAUUUUGUGAACUAUAUUGCCUAUGGGGUGUUACCAUCUGAAUUAUCCUAUCAACAACACAAGAAGUUCCUAUCGGAUGUCAAGCACUAUUAUUAG